AGUUGGUCGGGCAGAAGAGAGCGAGGGAAGCAAAGCCAUGGAGAAGACCCGGCGGCCCGUAGUGGUGACUGGGUUCGGUCCAUUUGGAGAGUAUUCUGUCAAUGCCAGCUGGAUCGCAGUUCAGGAGUUGGAGAAAAUGGGCCUCGGAGAGGAUGUGGAUCUACAUGUCUACGAGAUUCCUGUUGAGUAUCAGGCUGUGCAGAGGCUCAUUCCCGCCUUGUGGAAGAAACACAGCCCGCAACUUGUAGUUCACGUGGGACUGUCUGGCAUGGCCACAACGGUGACAUUGGAAAAAUGCGGCCACAACGUGGGCUACCGGGGUUUGGACAACUGCCACUUCUGCCCCGGUUCCGAAUGCUGUAUUGAAGGGGGCCCAGAAUGCAUCGAUUCGAUCAUCGACAUGGACGCCGUGUGCAAGAGAGUCUCUGCGUUAGGACUGGAUGUCACCGUCACGAUAUCAGAGGACGCCGGGAGGUAUCUAUGUGACUUCACAUACUACACUUCGCUGUACCAGAGCCACGGCCGAUCUGCAUUUGUCCACGUGCCUCCCUUGGGGAAACCAUACAGUGCAGAACAGCUGGGCCGUGCACUCCAGGCCAUCAUAGAGGAAAUGCUUAAUGUCUUAGAACAAUCUGAGAGCAACAUCAACUGUCACAACGAACAUUGAACUUGGGCCAAAGCCCCCGCCUCUUAACUUUCCUCAUGGUUGCACUUCCAAAAACUUUUUUCUCCUGUUCUUACAGAAUCCCAGCUGGCAGCGUCCGUGUAGAGGAUUGAGAACAGAAAUGGAUUCCUGGCACUCUGAGGAGAUACAUUUUGGGGGAUCCUCCUUUGCUUCUCUCUCAAUUCCAGCCAAACUAGCUCUCGCUAGCUUCUCGGUGUCCCCAUCGGUGUUCAGGUCCCGCAAAGGCUGUUAAAGUGGAUUGAUUUGCCAGUUAGGCAAUUGCUCCGGUUGUCUAAUGUGCUCCAGUUCAAUUUUGCAAGGUCUUCGUGUUUUCAGAAGGACAGUUAGAUGGUUCCAGUCAACUUGUAGCAAAGCUUUCAGCUGAAAAUGUAGGCCCCUCGUAGGAAGUACUGUUCCCUUUACAGGAAGAUGUAUUUGUACAUUUGCCAGGAAGCUUGGAAGCUUUUUUCUUCCCAGCUUGAAACAGAUUCCUCCAAUUUACACAGUAGAGUUCUGCUCUUCAUGAGGAACGCUUGGUGAUGGAAAGAGAGGUGGGAACAUUUCCUUUAAUCAACACCUCAUGCCAAAUCUGUCGGUGGCUUUAAAAA
Messenger RNA from Protobothrops mucrosquamatus (brown spotted pit viper), 1272 nucleotides. It is a transcript of the gene PGPEP1, whose product is annotated as pyroglutamyl-peptidase I. Bases 38 to 667 code for a protein of 209 amino acids. Gene Ontology annotation, molecular function: pyroglutamyl-peptidase activity. Gene Ontology annotation, biological process: proteolysis. NCBI's taxonomy places the organism in Eukaryota, Metazoa, Chordata, Lepidosauria, Squamata, Viperidae. Gene Ontology annotation, cellular component: cytosol. The transcript is spliced from 5 exons. The record is from RefSeq and is a predicted model, not a curated record.